CGCUGUUUGCAUCGUCCCAUGUGAGGAUGAGAGGCACGUCAUCGUCGUCGACUUCCAUUCUUAAUACACAUAAAACAUCAUUACGUAUCCCGACAUAAUUAGGCAAAUAUAGUUGUAAAGCUAGCUAGCUAGCUAGCUAUGUGGGUACACGGGAGAAGUGCACAGCGGUAAGGAGCUAACGCUAACGUGAAGCUAACAAGUCAACUACCGAGAGAAAACAAGCAAUGGAUAUCAAUGACAGCAUGUCUGAUGUUCUGCUGCUGGAGAGGGAGAGAGACAAGGAUAGCCCACCGCGCUUGUCCCCCAGUCUGCAGCAGGACGACGACUGGGAAGCUGGUCUCGUCAAUGAGGUGCCACAGCAGAGGCUUCUUUCUGCCGAGGCCCAGACUGUCUCAAACAUUCUGGAGAACUGCAUCAGUCAAAUAGAGAUCGUAUCAUCCCUUUCUGGCUUCUCCCAAUUAGCUUGUCCAUGUGGUGAUGUAGAAGAGGAGUUUACCAGACUUCUCGCUGCGCAUCAAAUGUUAAGCGAAAGGCUGGAAUCUUCCAAUGACUUCCAGGAGAUCAUUGGUGGACCGGCGGGAGAAGAAAGUGCCAGAAGGAAAAGGAAGGCUCAGCUAGAGAGGGAAUUCAAGUACUCUGUCAGGGACUUGCUCCGGUUUUUCCGCAGCCACCCUGACACCCUUUUGGGUUUGAGACCAGAGGUUAGCAUUGACGUCGGGGAGAUGGAGUCCACACUCGUAGUGGGACUGAAGAAAUUUCAUGUGCAUAUGAUGGAAAGGUUGCAGACCACCCCAGAAGAGGAAAUUAUGUUAGCCCUUGAGACCGUGUCACCUGACACGGAACUUAUAGUCAAACUAGAAGAAACGGCAGCAGCUAUCAUACAAAAAGAUGUGGAGAUUUCCGAGAAGACAGAUGACAUCCAAACUUUGGAGCGUCUUCUUAAGGAGAACCAGAUAGAACCAGUUGACUGGCAGCUUCUCGCUGAUGAACAAUGCCAGUCCAUCAUCAAGGCGUCGCAAGAGAAGCAAACCAGCAUCCAGCAGGAAAUAGACCGACUCAACAUCCGAAUCCACACUUCGACACUUAAAUUCAGAGAGGGGGAGAAAACACUCCAAGAGAUAAAUGAAAAUGUGGAAAUGGAAAUUGAGUACUUGCUCCAAAAGUUUGACGAUGAAAUAGAAGAACACCAGACUGAACUGGAGUUAUGUCAGAUCGAUGUCGAGAGGGAAGAGGGGGAACGUAAAAGGUUGGAGGAGCCUUACGCAGACCUGGAGAAGGAAUAUGACCACAUCAUGGAGAGGCGGCGGAUUGCAGAUGAGAAAAGAGUUUCUGAGUGCAAGCUCAAGGUUGCUCUCUAUUGUCAAUCAUGGUGGAGGGGCUACUGUACUCGUAAGAUGUUACUCGCUAACCCCAUCAUACCUAGUAGUAAGGGCAAAAAGAAAGCCAAGGGCAAGGGCAAAGGUAAAGGCAAAGGCAAGAAGAAGAAAUAGUCCAGAUUUUAAUGUCAUCGAAUGCCACUCAACUUUUCCUGCUUUAGUUUUGAAGCAAGGAAAAGUCUGCUUUAUAAACCCUUUUCAUUAAACUAGCUAUAAAGCAAAUGGAAAUGAUUUUGGUAAUCUUAACUGACCUAAAGCAGGAAAAGUUUAGUCUGAGUCCAGACAGUGGGAAAAAAACAAGCAUUUUUAUCUAGUGUAUAUUUACACUUUUUGGUUGGUUUAUGCGGUCAACCUAUACCUUGUACUAUAGUAAUACCCCUUUCAGGGACAGUGGUCACUACAGAGGACAACUUACAUAUUAUAUGUAUCAUUGAAAUGAUUAAUUACAUAUAGUAUAUUUUAUAUUACAGUAUUUUACUGUAAUAGUUUUCUGAGUUUAUAUAAUGUUAUUAAAAGCUACUUAAAUGACUAAAAAUGGAUGUACACGCUAAAGUAGUUUUUUGUCAUAGUGUUUAAUUCAUUACAUGUCAUUAACGGUGAUAGAUUUCCAGUUCAUUUAAACUGGGAGGACUGGCCGUGAAUGCUGAUCUUUCAAUGCCAUUGGCGGUGCUAGACAUCCAAUCUGUGUUCAUUCGCCCCUCUCAGUCAAAAGGGAUUAGAUGUCGAGCGCUGUCAAUGACACUGAAAGAUAAGCAUGAUGAGUUAAAUGAGUGCCUUGUAAGGGUAGAAAAAAAAAAAAUAUUUUUUAUAUGAAAGGGUUUAGUGACCUUUCUUCCCAGUGAAAGACAAGCCAAGCAGCAGAUAUACACAAAAUUGUAGUAGAAAGGAAAGUCUGAGCUUUUUCCAAGUUUUUCCACCUCACAUUUACCAAGUAAGCUUGUAUUAAAGUUGUUUAGCGGAGGAUUGAUAAACUAGAACACAAAUUACCCACCAGUUGCUGUUUCCUUGUUCAACCACAUGAUGGCAACAUGGGACUGUUGAAUAGUGAUCCAACGUCAGCCUCCUAAAAUGAAGAGAUAGCGAGAACGAAAAGUGGUAUUUGACAUGUGGCAAAAUGGCUUUUAGCAUAUGGCAUUUUUUUGGCAUAUGGCAAAAUGGCUUUUGGAAUACGGCAUUUUUUGGGGGUAUAUUGCAAAAUGGAUUUUGGCGUAUGGCUUUUUUGGUAUUUGGCAAAAUGGCUUUUGGAAUAUGGCAUUUUUUGGGGUAUAUAGCAAAAUGGAUUUUGGCAUAUGGCUUUUUUUUUGGUAUAUGGCAAAAUGGAUUUUGGCAUAUGGUCGUUUUUGGUACAUGGCAAAAUGGCUUUUGGAAUACGGCCUUUUUUGGGGUAUAUAGCAAAAUGGAUUUUGGCAUAUGGCUUUUUUUUGGUAUAUGGCAAAAUGGAUUUUGGCAUAUGGUCUUUUUUGGUACAUGGCAAAAUGGCUUUUGGAAUACGGCAUUUUUGGGGGGUAUAUGGCAAAAUGAAUUUUGGAAUAUGAUAUGGAUUUUUUGGGUAUAUGCCAUUUUUUGGCGUAUGACAAAAUAGCUUUUGGCAUAUGGCAUUUUUUUCGGUUUAUAGCAUUUUUUUGGUAUAUGGCAAAAUAGCUUUUGACAUACGGUAGUUUUUUUUUGUAUAUGGGAAAAUAACAUUUGGCAUAUGACUUUUUUGGGGGGGGGCAUAUGGCAAAAUUGCUUUUGGCAUAUGGCUUUUUUUUUUUUUUUUUUUUUGUAUUUUAGCUGGACAUGCAUGUCCAUGCAAUUGACGGCCAUGCAUGUCCAAAUUUCCCAUUCAUUUGAAAUGGCAGAAAAACGUGUGAUUUUUGACCAUACAUUUACCAUUAUAAUAGUUUUCUGUCAUUGAAAAUGGAUGGGAAAUUUGGACGUUCAAGGCUGUCAACGGCAUCACCUUACUUGGGUGCCAGUUUUGUGUCAAUGUGCUGUAAAAGCCAUAUUCCCCCCCAAAAAAACAAAAAAACCACCGUAUGCCAAAAGCCAUUUUGCCAUAUAAAAAAAAUGCCAUAUGUAAAAAAAUGUCAUAUACUAAAAGCCAUUUUGCCAUAUGCCAAAAGCGAUUUGGACAUAUACUGAAUACCACUUUUCGUUCUCGGCUCUGCAGGUAAAAUGUGGUGAUAAGCUACAAUUAGAGAAGUAGAGUAGGGGGUAACAAAAACAGGGAGCCAGAACAGCCCCUUAAAUGCUAUCAAAAUAUGUCUAUGCCACUAAAUUUAUAAAAAAUAAUCAUAUCUCGUGUGGGCCUAGCAAUCCUCCUAAUGGCUUGAAACUGAAGGGAGGGUUAAAUGUCAUACAGCGACAGGAGUCAUUCAACAUGAAUAAAUCUCACGGACAGGUUAAUAUUUAUUAUAUUUUAUUACCGUUUGUGAGUUAAUUUUCUAAUAAUGUAGGACAAAAAACAGACAAAAUCUUAAGCAUUUUAAAUUCACCCUGAAAACUCAAAAAGUGGAUAUCCACCCAAUCUAAACUUUGUACCAGAGAUCUGUAAAAGUAUUUCUCUGCAAACUACAGAUAUCAUUUUUUUUGCGUUUCUAGGUUUUUCUUCGAAAUAUGUUGAAUUUCUUUUGCUGUAUACAUAUACCUCUCAAAAGUCUUAGAUUCCUUUAGAAUUCAGCAAUCUGAUAAGAUUUUGUAGGUAAGAUUAUUUCAGACGUACGUAUAUUUUUUUUGUUUAGAGGGAUCAUACUUGAUUCAAACAAUAACAGAAAAUGCCUGUUUUAUGGAAAUGCCUUGCUGUAUCUUGAUAUUUUUGGAAGUCAUAUUUGCUAAUUAAAUGCGAAUUGUCUUUUUUUAGAUACAGUAUACAUACAUUGUGACAUUUUUUUUCAUAACAAGUUUAUGUGAUUCCAUAUACUGUAGCAUCCACCAUUUCAUAAGUAUACAAAAAAUCUUGCACACAGUAGAUUUAGAAAUUAAAGAAAUAAAAGCAAUAAUACACAACAAGUCAAAAUUAAAUACUGUAAUGUUUGAUCAUCUCAGCAUCAUUCUUGUGUGAGCUACUUUGAUGUUGUCUGACAAUGUCCUUGUGGUCCUG
Molecule: messenger RNA, 4458 nt
Organism: Corythoichthys intestinalis (scribbled pipefish)
Lineage: Eukaryota; Metazoa; Chordata; Actinopteri; Syngnathiformes; Syngnathidae
Product: dynein regulatory complex protein 10-like
Exons: 5
Coding region: 225-1490 (421 amino acids)
Source: RefSeq, a predicted model, not a curated record